CCUGAUUCAUUUCCUAGUUGCAAUUAUCAUUUUUUAUUAUCAGUAUGCGAAUAAUUUGUGAAUAGUGUGAGAACUGAGUCGUCAAUAAAAUUCAUGCAAAGUGACUUGAUUUCUUAUAAGCCUCAGCUCAGUCCCUGAUCUCUCUCACUCUCUCUUGAUUUUGAUUCUUUUUUUUCUUUUUAUAUAAUCAUGGCCAACAAGAAGCAAAAGAAAGAAGAAAGCAUAGUUGAACAAGAGAAAGAAGAAGAAAGAGUAGUUGACAGUGAGUCAGAAGAAGAAGAAGAAAUGGAUACAGCAAGUGAGACAGGAUCAUCUGACGAAGAAGAUCUUGAGAUGGAUGAAGCAGACAUUGAAGAUUCAAGUGAUGAAGAAGAAGAAGAAGAAGAAGACGAAUUUGAUGAAGCCGAAUUGAAGAAGGCCUCAAAAAAGACCAAAAAAUACAGUGCAGAGGCCUUUUCGGAUGCGAUGACCAAGAUAUUGGCCAGUUCACUAACAGGAGCCGAUAAAAAACAACCUAUUCUUGCAAGAUCAAAAGGAGUAGAACGAAAGAUUGAAGAUGAAAAAUUAGACUAUAAAGCACAAAAGAUUCUCUCGGUACAAAAGAAAGCGGCUAAAGAAAAGGGACGCGUUAUACCCGACUAUACAUCAUUUGAAUAUGAGAAAAGGCUUCGAAAGGUAGCGACAAGAGGUGUCGUGAAGCUAUUUAAUGCUAUUCGUACACAGCAAAAAGUGACUGAGGUGGCAGUGCAGAGUGUAACCAAUAAGAGUAAGACACUUUCAGCAGUGGAAAAGGCUAAAGAUGUUGCAACUAUGUCAAAAUCAAGCUUUUUAGAUCUUUUAAAAACGGGCAAAAAGUGA
Molecule: messenger RNA, 858 nt
Organism: Rhizopus microsporus ATCC 52813
Lineage: Eukaryota; Fungi; Mucoromycota; Mucoromycetes; Mucorales; Rhizopodaceae
Product: Rrp15p-domain-containing protein
Exons: 4
Coding region: 190-858 (222 amino acids)
Biological process (GO): maturation of 5.8S rRNA; maturation of LSU-rRNA
Cellular component (GO): preribosome, large subunit precursor
Source: RefSeq, a predicted model, not a curated record